UCAUUUCCUGAUAUCGGGAGCUGAUCAGCUCUGGAUCUUGGCCCCUAGGAUGCGUGUCUUGACUCCUGGGCUCGUGAGGGGACUGCAGCAGUAGUCUGGUCAUGGCGUUUCCUCAAGGAUACUUGUAUCAUUCGUCUCUGUCUCUGUACUCGUGUCCUCCGUACGGCUCCAGCGCGAUCACGGGACCGCGCACGGAUGAUCUGGGACGGUCCUCCAGCGGAUCUGCUUUCGCCCCGUACGCGUCCCCAGCCUUCAACUCACUCCGGUACAGUCCCGAACCCACAGCCCCCUUCACUUCCUACGGGGGCUCCCCAUAUGACCCUUCUCCAGGCAUGACCGGCUCUGUAGGCUAUCACCCGUACGCCGGUCCCCUGGGCGCGUACCCGUUUGGAGACCCCGCUUACCGGAAGAACGCCACACGAGACGCCACCGCCACCCUGAAGGCCUGGCUCGGCGAACACCGGAAAAACCCUUACCCCACCAAAGGAGAGAAAAUCAUGCUGGCCAUCAUCACCAAGAUGACCCUCACCCAGGUGUCCACCUGGUUCGCCAACGCGCGCAGAAGACUGAAAAAAGAGAAUAAAAUGACUUGGACGCCACGGAACCGGAGCGAGGAUGAAGAUGAGGAGGACAGCAUUGAUUUAGAGAAAACCGACGAGGACGACGAGCCGCUCAAAACAGCCGAAACAGCACAGACGACCAAAGACUCAGUUGUCGAGAACUGCACGGAAAGCCGCACGGAAGAUCCGGACGCGACGGACAGUGUCAUCAUCGACGGUGGAGAAGAAGAGGAGCAUCGGACAGAGUCUCCGGUGCCCACGACCUCCUCUCCCCGAGACGAGCAGAGCGGAACCGAGAAGCCCCUCCGUGAGAGCCGCGAUCCCGCAUCUGUCGUUCACUCCGAGAACCCGACCCCCAAACCCAAACUCUGGUCUCUGGCCGAGAUCGCCACGUCGGAUAAGAGGAGUGACGAAGCGUCACAGCCGUCAGGGGCGUCAUCGCCCGCCGGGUUUCCCCCCAGACACUUCUACUACACAUCUCCUUUCUACGCGGGCUUCACGAACUAUGGCGCGUUCGGACACCUGCAGGGUUCGAGCCCGGCGCAUCUGAGCGGGAUUAAUCAGAUUGUGUUACACCGAGCGAGAGACAGCACACUGACUCUGGACAUGUGCAAAGAGCUCACCUCCGAGCACAGGAGGCCGAAUGUUUAGAGCUUCUGUUCAUUUUCUCUUCAUUGAAAUGUAGGACGAAAGGCAAAUGAAAAGCGUUCUUCUGAGCUUUCCACGAAGCGUAAAACUUUUUUUUUUAUGGGCCUAUAUUUAAAAGAGAACAUUCUUUUCUUAACACAUCUA
Carassius carassius (crucian carp) is the source of this 1352-nucleotide messenger RNA. RefSeq names its product Iroquois homeobox protein 5a-like. Lineage: Eukaryota; Metazoa; Chordata; Actinopteri; Cypriniformes; Cyprinidae. Gene Ontology annotation, molecular function: RNA polymerase II cis-regulatory region sequence-specific DNA binding; DNA-binding transcription factor activity, RNA polymerase II-specific. Gene Ontology annotation, cellular component: nucleus. The transcript is spliced from 3 exons. Bases 102 to 1211 code for a protein of 369 amino acids. Gene Ontology annotation, biological process: regulation of transcription by RNA polymerase II; cell development; neuron differentiation. The record is from RefSeq and is a predicted model, not a curated record.